Molecule: messenger RNA, 1133 nt
Organism: Dermatophagoides farinae (American house dust mite)
Lineage: Eukaryota; Metazoa; Arthropoda; Arachnida; Sarcoptiformes; Pyroglyphidae
Source: RefSeq, a predicted model, not a curated record
CCUUUACAAAAAGGCCUAUAUCGUCAUUUAUUCAUUGUUUUUUUCAUCAAAUUUUCAAAUCAAAUCAAGAAAACUUAAUCCUCAAUCGAAAAUGAAAUUGGCCGCAUUGUUGGUUAUUGCCAUGUUUGGCAUAACAAUUGCCUACACCGUUCCAAUCGCAAACGAUGGUCGUGAUGAUUUGGCAAAAAAAUAUGAAGAAUUAAUUCAACAAGCACAAGAUGCAUUGAAAAAACAUCCACAAAACGAGAAAAAUCGUCAUGAUUUCCAAAAGAUUGAAGAGGAAAUUUUCACCAUCAGACAAUUGAUUGAAAUGGUCCAUUUCCAUAAAGAUGAUAGUAAUCUUCAAUGGGACAAUCUACAAUAUCAAACACAGAAAAAAAAAUUGGAAGAAAUGAUCAAAAAAUUGGAACAAGAUGAUAAUGGCGAUGUGACAACUUCUGCGCCGGUUAUUAUCGUUGGUGAAUAUGAUAAAGAUAAAAUGAUUCAAAGAUGUGAUGUUGUACUUAAACAAGCACAAUCUGUUUGGGGUAAACAAAAGGAAACGCCAGAGAAUAAAAAAAUCAUGGACGAACUAUUAAAAUGCAUCAUUGGCUUGACCGAAUUGAAAAGUGAAAUUCAACUAACACAAUCUGAAUCAAAUUUACAGAUGGAAGAAUUGUAUCUGGAAACAUAUGAAAAAAAAGUACCAUAUUUGAUUAAAAAAUUAGAACAUCCAGAAUCAUUUAUGAUCACCGCUGAUGACAAUGAUAAUGAUGAUGAUCGUGAAGAAGUAACAAAUGAAGCUGUGAAAUUAAUCAAAGAAGCUAAAAAUGUUUUACAUCAACAUCAUAGCCUUUCACAGCAGGAUUUUGAAAAAAUUUUUGCUGAAAUGUCGAUUCUUCGUGAUCUGGUACAAAAAGCACAAAUUUUCAAAAGUGAAGAACAAUUUCAUAAAAUCAUGUCCGAAAUGCGUGAACAUAAUAAAGUGAUGCGUGAAUUGUUGGACAGAAUUGAACCAUAAUUUUUUCUUUAUUAUAAUUCAUUUAUUGUAUUCUUUUUUUUAAAUUUUCAAUACUUACAUUCCAAUUUGAUUUAGAAAAUAAAAUGAUUAAAAUUUAUUGGAUAUUUCCCAUUUCUUUUAAUCAUAUAAAUAA